Molecule: messenger RNA, 2631 nt
Organism: Penicillium soppii
Lineage: Eukaryota; Fungi; Ascomycota; Eurotiomycetes; Eurotiales; Aspergillaceae
Product: GTPase-activating protein RGD2
Exons: 6
Coding region: 1-2631 (876 amino acids)
Biological process (GO): small GTPase-mediated signal transduction; cytoskeleton organization
Cellular component (GO): cell division site; division septum; plasma membrane
Molecular function (GO): GTPase activator activity
Source: RefSeq, a predicted model, not a curated record
AUGCCCGGUUUCUCAGAUUCGUUCUGGACCCCCGACUAUGCCAGCGGGCUGGGAGUGCUGUACGGGAAACUGCAGCAGGGAGUGGUGGAGAACAGGCAGAUCCUUACCAUUGCCUCCAUGCGUGCAGAUGCGGAAGAGAUUUAUGGACUCCGCAUGGGAGAUAUUGCCCCGAGCGUGGAUCGGAUGACAGCGGUGGGAUUCGGCAAGGACGAUGGUGCAAGUGUCAGGAAGGCUUAUGAAGGAAUCCGUACCGAGAUGGUCGAGGCAUCUAGAAACCACCAGAAGAUCUCCAACAACAUCCGUGAAUUGGUGGUGGCUCCCUUUCGGCGCUGGGGCGACCAGCAUGAGAUGCGUGUCCAGUACUCGCAUGAUCUCCUCCAGACCCGCAUCAAAGAACACACCAAGCAAGCUGAAUUGGUCCGCAAGCUGCGCAGUACUUAUUUCAACAAGUGCCGUGUCGUAGAGGACCUGGAGGAGGAGAACAAACUUGCCUUCCAGGACCCCGAGUCAAGCCCGAAGGUCAAGCCUACACCGAAGAUUGUUCUUCCUGCUGAGGAGGACCCGGAUGAGGAUCCCAUCGAGCUGGGCGAGCGGCUCGGAGAGGCAAAGGUUCCUAUCAUCGGUACCUACCUGAACGUUUCUACCGGUGCGGAUAUUGCACAAUACAUUCAGAAAUAUAUGGAAGCCGAGAAUCUCGCUCAAGUGGAGAGGAUCGGCCAGGACAUGGUAGACAACGGUCUUCUCCGCCUGGUUGGCAAUAUGGGCAACGUCUUCGCCAACAGCUCCAAGAUGAACUACCAAUGGCGCUCCAAAGUUUUCCAGAUCACUGGCAUCCCCGAGAAGAAGAAGCCUCUCAUGCGUGUUACCUCGGUGGCAUCCAGUGAGGAUGGCAGCGGUAACGAAUCUCCUAUUGCGUCUGUCUCCGAAAUACUGUCUGGCUGGAAUCCUCUCAACAACCCUUACCCGAACGAAACACCAUCAGAGAAGCUCCGGAGAGAGGCAAUGGAAGCGGAUGAACGGUACAAGGUUGCAGUGCGCAAGCUUGACCAAAUUCGCUGCCGUCUGGAAGAAGAAGUUAUCACCCAGCUCAAGUACAUGGAGCAGUGCGAGCUAGACCGCCUCAAGGCCAUCAAGGCUGUUGUUCUUGACUUCUCUGGCGCGAUCAGUAACGUCAUUCCCAACUUGCAGAGCACGGUGGACCAUAUGAUGUUGUACCAGGAGACAAUUCAACCUCUUGGUGACUUGAGAUAUCUGCUUGAGAAUUACCGCACUGGUGGAUUUGUGCCAAGGAUUCAAGCAUACGAAAACUACUACGGCUCCGUUGAAGAACAAAAUUUCGGUGUCGAUCUGGAGGCCAGAGCCCGUGUUGACCGCAAACGUGUGCCAAUUUUGAUUACCACCAUUCUAACCUACCUCGAUAACCGCUACCCUGAACUCGAAGGUGACGAGACACGGCGAAUGAUCUGGCUCACCGAAGUCGAUCUAAGCCGCACCCAUAAGCUUCGUUACGUUUUGAACAACAGCAAGGCCGACUAUAACGAGUUGUUGCCUCAGUUUGAAAUUCCCGUUAUUGCAAGCGUUCUGAGAUUGUACCUGCUUGAGUUGCCAGACUCCCUUGUUUCUUCGCAAGUUUACGAAAUCAUCAAGACAAUUUACUCCACAACUGCCCACGAGACUACCGAAGAAGGACGGAUCAAGGUUCUGCAGAGCACCCUUGGACAACUCCGUCUCGUGAAUAUCGCUACGCUUGAUGCAAUUAUGACCCACUUCACACGCCUGAUUGAUUUGACCUCGGCCGACGAAGAAUACAUCACUUCGCUGGCGCAGGCCUUCUCCCCUUGUAUUCUCCGCCCUCGCUUCGAGAGCAGUUUGACCAUGAACGAGCGUCACAGCUACCGACUGAUCCGCGACCUGUUCGCCCAUAAGGAUGCCAUAUUUGGUGAGCUCAAGCGCCAAUCGAGUGCACUCGGGCUUAAUAACUCCACCCAACAAUCUCGCGCGCGAUCCAUCAGCACGGACGAGAGCAACCGACGUGCGGCGAUGGAGGCACGCCAGCGAGCUAUUGUCAACCGCAGCCGUGCUACCAGCCCUGCCGCCCGAACAAGGCAUCGACGUGACCGCUCUAGUGGCGCAUCCGAGAUGGGCCGGUUCCCAAUCAAUGUCAACACCUCGUCAGACCGCAGAGCUGUUCGCGGCACUAGUCUAGACGUGCCAACCAACGAGUCCGCACCUGCUUCUGCAUCUGUUCACGCCAAUAGCGUGAACCCCCAAGUUGCCGAGCCAACAAACAACGGUGUUUCUACCGACUCCCCUGCCUCAACCGCUGCCAGCAUUAGCGGUCACUCCGGCUCUCCCAGCCCACCUCCGAUUUCCGAUCUGCCCGAAACUGCUUCCGACGGCUCUCCAACUCCCACCCCAACACCCGCCGCCGCAUCCGCCGAGUUUGAGAAGCGCAAUUCCAUGUCUCGCUCUUCGGCUCGAUACAGCGGCCGCAAGCCAGGCCUUGGUAGCCUGUCCAAUUUCCCUACCGGUCAGGCUGUCGGCGCCGCUGGUACGGAUAGCAACCGAAGCAGUAUUGCCGAAAGCGAGCCUAACAGAGUCACUCUGGAAGACAAGCCCAUGGAUGACUAA